CGCGGUAUAUUGUUUCGAGUGUUUCUCAUAUACACUUCUUUCCCUUCAGUCGUAAUAUUAUUCGAUUAUGUGCACAUGGUAGCGGUCACAGUGCGCUGUCAUUUGUGCUGGCAAAAACGUCUGCCACUGCAGCAUGCCGCGCGUAUUUGACAUUCCAUUCAAAUCAUAUGUAAAAGCAACUUGUCGCAGUUAUUUCUAAAAGUUUCACGACGUUCAAAUAUCAUCAGUUAAAUUGUUUAACAAAAAUGAUCACGACAUAACUUUGAUCAUGGUUGCUUACAACUAAAAUUACUAAGCCACAUGGUACAAUGCGCAGCGCUGCUGACUUAUCGUCGUCACCACUUAAGCGCCGUCAUCACUGCCAUAAUCGUAACGCCUAACCUCGACGAACACCUAUGCUAUAUUAUUUCGUAUCCAUAUCCUCUCUUGGUAACAAUUAUUGUGCUAAACCCACAGUUUUGUAUGAGUAUCCUGUUUAACACCGAUAUGAUAUAAGCGGGUUUAUAACAGAAAAAAUAAACCAAUGCACCUUAUAUAUCGCACGUGAAACACAAUAAAAAAUCAGCCAGCCAAAAACCCACAUAGCAAAACAAAAAUAUCAAUACAACCUGAAAAUAUAUUUGAAUCAUCAUUGGUAAUAUCGGCCAGCAUUAUCUUGGUAGCUCUAACUACCUGAACUACUUCCGCGCUUGAUUUUCAAAACUUGAUAAAACAAUGCACAUCAAAAAUUUGCAACAUGCCCAUGCGGCCUCCGCUGCAAUGGGGAAUUGUGAGAUUGUCAUUGUGUCAUCGUCGCCGAAUAAUGCUGCAACGAGUGCCAACAACAAUAACAAUAAUAAUAAUAGCAACAACAAUAAUGAGAAUAACGCGGGAUCACACCAUCAGCAGCAACAGCAAUCCCAGCAACAACAACAGCAGCAGCACCAGGCGCCAACUACAACAGAAAUACCGAUUCCGUUCAAUAUGCACCUGGCCGCGGCCAACACGGAAGCGCACGUUGCUGCACAAGCAGCCGCAAUGGCGGCAGCACAAGCCGCCGCUGCACAAGCUGUCGCUGCUGAGCAACAGCAGGCUUCGGGUGGCAGUAACGGUGCGAAUGCCACAACAAUUUUGCAGCAACAUCCCUUAGCGCAUCUGGUAGCGACAGCAGCUCACAGUCCAGCCUUGUCAGAGCAUCACUUCGCUGCCGGUCGGGAAGUGGUUGCAAAUGGACACAGUGCGGGCAGCAGUACGAAUGGUGGCGGUGGCGGCGGAGCCAAUAGCAGCGGUAGUAGCGGUGGUGGUGGUGGUGGUCAUGAAAAACCUUUUCUCUGCAGCGUUUGCGAUCGGCGGUUUCGGCAAUUGAGCACACUCACCAACCACGUGAAAAUACAUACCGGCGAGAAACCCUACAAAUGUAACGUUUGUGAUAAAACCUUUCGUCAAUCGUCCACGCUAACGAAUCACCUAAAGAUACACACCGGUGAAAAACCAUUUAAUUGCACAUAUUGUCCGAAGAAUUUCCGACAAUUAAGUACCCUAACGAAUCAUGUGAAAAUCCAUACUGGUGAGAAACCAUUCGAAUGUGCCGUUUGUAAGAAACAAUUCCGUCAAUCAAGUACACUUAACAACCAUAUAAAGAUACACGUUAUGGACAAGGUGUACGUACCCGUUAAGAUAAAGACGGAAGAGGAGGAGGGAUGACUAGAGGAUAUGGUGAUCGCAGGUACACACCAGCGCCCUGCGAAUCAUCAUCGCAAUGUGAUCACAACCACAAUACAAGCACCAGUAACAACAGCAGCAGCAGUGGCGGCCGCUGCAUCAGCCGCCAAUCAUCAUAUACAUCAACAACAGCAACAACAACA
Molecule: messenger RNA, 1844 nt
Organism: Zeugodacus cucurbitae (melon fly)
Lineage: Eukaryota; Metazoa; Arthropoda; Insecta; Diptera; Tephritidae
Gene: Aef1
Product: adult enhancer factor 1
Exons: 3
Coding region: 715-1683 (322 amino acids)
Biological process (GO): regulation of transcription by RNA polymerase II
Molecular function (GO): RNA polymerase II cis-regulatory region sequence-specific DNA binding; DNA-binding transcription factor activity
Source: RefSeq, a predicted model, not a curated record